AUACGAUCGGUCAAGUUCUUUCUUUUGCAUCACACUGCUCGUGACACGCCUUCGUGCGCCGCUCAGUUAGAUCAGUUAAUUAACUUCAUUUUUAACCCAGUAUAUAUUUUUGAUCUUUACUAAAAUGGCUGAAGGAACUAAAGCACCAAAAGACCCAUACGGAUUUGCCAAAGAUUUUUUGGCUGGUGGUAUAUCUGCCGCUGUGUCCAAAACUGCUGUCGCACCUAUUGAACGUGUCAAACUUAUCCUCCAAGUACAAGCCGCUUCCCAGCAAAUUGCUGCCGACAAACAAUACAAAGGGAUUGUGGAUUGCUUAAUAAGAAUUCCUAAAGAACAAGGUUUUUUCAGUUUUUGGAGAGGAAAUUUAGCUAAUGUCAUCAGAUAUUUUCCAACACAAGCAUUAAAUUUUGCUUUUAAAGAUGUUUACAAACAAUUAUUUAUGGAUGGUGUUGACAAAAAAACUCAAUUUUGGCGGUAUUUUGCUGGUAAUCUUGCAUCUGGUGGUGCUGCUGGUGCCACCUCCUUGUGUUUUGUAUAUCCACUUGAUUAUGCCCGUACUAGGUUAGGAGCUGAUGUUGGUAAAGGUCCAGCUGAGAGACAAUUCAAAGGUUUAGGAGAUUGUAUAAUGAAGACAGUGAAGUCUGACGGACCAAUUGGUUUAUACCGUGGUUUUGUUGUGUCUGUCCAAGGAAUCAUUAUCUACCGUGCUGCUUACUUUGGAUUCUUCGACACUGCAAAGGGAAUGUUACCUGAUCCCAAGAAUACACCAUUCUUAGUUUCAUGGGGUAUUGCCCAAUUUGUCACCACUUUUGCUGGUAUCAUGUCUUAUCCAUUCGACACUGUAAGACGUCGUAUGAUGAUGCAAUCUGGACGUGCUGCUUCAGAUAGAAUGUAUAAAAGUACUGUUGAUUGCUGGUCAAAACUUUACAAAAAUGAAGGUACUUCUGCUUUCUUCAAGGGAGCUUUCUCUAACGUAUUGAGAGGUACUGGUGGAGCCUUAGUAUUGGUAUUCUACGACGAACUUAAACGUUUAAUGUAAAAAUUUCUCUUCAAUGAAAUUGAACUAUGUGCAGUUUAAAUGUAAUUUCAAUGGACACUGUUGUAGCAUAAACAUUCCUGGAAAGUGCAGCAAUAUUUUCAAAACUUGGCUUUUCAUUCCAAUAUUCAUGUAUUAUUCUGUACCGUAUAUGUUUUAACAGUUUCAAAUUUUAGGAUACCUACUUAUGUUAAAUGAUACUAUUUAGGUCCAUUUUAUGGUUUGUUGUUAAUAAUGUAUUAUUUAUAUCUAACAAUAAUAAACCAUAAUUAAAAAAACAACAUAAUAAAUAUUGUCUAAAAUUGUUUUACCUAGUUCUGUAUUUACACUACAGCAAUCCUAGUUGAAAAAUAUUUUUAAAUCUCUCAUUAAAGUUAUUGAUGUUUUUAGA
This is a messenger RNA of Daktulosphaira vitifoliae (grape phylloxera), 1427 nucleotides long. RefSeq names its product ADP,ATP carrier protein 1-like. Lineage: Eukaryota; Metazoa; Arthropoda; Insecta; Hemiptera; Phylloxeridae. Gene Ontology annotation, cellular component: mitochondrial inner membrane. Gene Ontology annotation, molecular function: ATP:ADP antiporter activity. The transcript is spliced from 3 exons. Gene Ontology annotation, biological process: mitochondrial ATP transmembrane transport; mitochondrial ADP transmembrane transport. Bases 125 to 1039 code for a protein of 304 amino acids. The record is from RefSeq and is a predicted model, not a curated record.